Messenger RNA from Enhydra lutris kenyoni (northern sea otter), 2654 nucleotides. Its product is annotated as LYR motif containing 9. The transcript is spliced from 3 exons. The record is from RefSeq and is a predicted model, not a curated record. NCBI's taxonomy places the organism in Eukaryota, Metazoa, Chordata, Mammalia, Carnivora, Mustelidae. The coding region runs from base 853 to 1125 and encodes 90 amino acids.
CCAGGCUCCACAGGCCUGGCAGCAGAUGAAUCCUCAGCAGUGUGGGAAGCACUGUAACAGCUCCAAAACAGGGCACUGUAGCUCCUCAGGGCAGGACAGUCAGGAAGGGCUUCUUAGAGGAAGUGACACGGGUCUGGAGCUGGAAGGAUGAACAUGAGUUCCCCCCCAUGGCAGAGAAGAGGAGGGGAGCUUGACGCUAAAGGUGCUGCUUGUGUCAAGAGACCAAGAGGCGAGGUACUUGCUGGUUUGGGGGGGUUGAGCCGAGGCCACUGGCUCCAGUGGGCAUUCUGGCGUCAGCAUGGAGGAGACUGGAGAGUGACAGGCUAAAGAUGGGAACAGACACCAGGCAAGAUGCUGUGGUAGAGGUCCAGGCAGGAUCCUGUGGUGUAUCUGGUUAAAAGGCAGGUUUGGUCCAGUAGAUCUGGGGCAAGAGUGUUUCUAACCAGCUCUCAGGUGACAUCGCUGCUACUGGUCCAAGACGAUUCUUUGAGUGGUGAGGCUCAGACCUCUGGCGUUCUCCUCUUUGUUGGCUGUAGUCUGCUGGUUUCCCAGUCUACAGUGCAGGAUCUUCCUGCUCAUCUCCCCUACUCUGCCUGUCCAUGACACCACCUCACCCACCCCCUACAAGUUGGCUUCCAGAAAGAAUGAGGCUGUGUGAUUUCGCCUCUGGUCCCAGCAGGCCUACUGUGGGCUGAGGCUUCUGCAGGACAGAAUGCCCCGCCCAAGCUCAGGGUCUGGGUUCUGUGCGGUGUGGCACAAAGGGGACUGGGCCUCCAUGUUGUAUCAGACCUGCUCACAGAGCCGUGGAACAGGGGGCUCAGGGUCGGGGAUUGGCUUGAUGCCUUUGAAAUAAUGCUCUGUGUUUUCCAGGGACAGAGAGACUCGCAGAUGGCCCCACUACCAGGGGCAGAGCUGGUCCAGAGGCCGCUGCAGCUCUACCGAUAUCUGCUGCGCUGUUGCCAGCAGCUGCCAACCAAGGGCAUCCAGGAGCAUUACAAACAUGCUGUCAGGCAGAGUUUCCGGGUUCAUUCAGAUGAAGACAAUCCUGAGAGAAUCCAGCAGAUUAUUAAAAGAGCCAUUGAAGAUGCAGACUGGAUCAUGAACAAAUAUAAAAAACAAAACUGAGACACUGGGGCCUAGAGAAUGAAGCUGUCCUGAAGACAUUGAAGUGCAGAGACCUUGCUUCUCCUGGAACUCAGCAGCAGCAGCUGCUUUGGAAUAUCCAUUGGCCUCGUUGGCUGAAAUCAGGGGUAGGAGAAACUGACGUCAGUUCAGCCAGCUCUUCUUGCCACGUGUGUGUUCCCAGCAUCCUUUAUGUUCGCUUUCCUGGCCGUUGCCAUGGGAGGUUUGGGGAAGAAUACAUUUUGUCACUUUGUUCUGAAGGUGCCACAUGUAUUCUGGAUGUUGUCCUUGGAGACCCAGAGUGGGCAUCCCCUCCGGCUGUCCAGAGAGGACAGGGCAUGGGUUUUUGAACCAGUCAGGUCUGGAUUUGAAUCUCAGUUCUGCAGCUUUUCAAGGGUCUUGUCUUUGAGCUCAGCGUCCUCCCGUGUGAAGAUUAAGUAUGAGGAAGUUGAAGAGCUUCAUGCAGGGCAGGGUACAUGGGGGUGCAAGUAAAUGUCCCCUCCCUGAGGAGGCUAUCCUCUACCGCUCCUUCCUCCCUGCCCACAGUGCUCCGCAUGUCUCUCUGGCGCACUCCUCGUCGGGCCCAGGUAGUGUGCGGGCCCGUCCCAUCUUGCUUGUUGUCCCUGAACCCUCAUGGCUCCACCAUGCCCAGCACUCCACCAAGCAGCCGUUCCUCCAGGCGCUGUCCUUCCAUGAAGUCCUGGUCCAUGCCUUCAGGGAGUCUUUAGUGUCCCUGAAGUGGUGAAACACGGGCCGCAUGGAACAAGGAAGAAGGGCAGAGCAGCUCCAGAGGACGCCCAAGUGUGCAGGCUUCUGUGAACCUGUGAUCUGGCAUGCUGGCUCUUCCCUGCUUUGCCACCAUCUUGGAAGGAAGGGUGGAGGCAGAGAGGCAAGGAGGGAGGUGGGGAGCAAGCAUUCUUGUGGGGUAUGGUGACCCUGAUACCUGUGGAGAAACAGGCUGGGUCACAUCCCAACUCCAUACAGUUUGUUCUUGGGGCAACUUACCUGGCUUGCUUCAGCCUUGGUUUCCCCAUCUCCAGUGCAGUGAUGCCUCCGCCCACCUGCCAGGGCUGCAGUGAGGAGCACUGAGCUCUAACGCAGGCCAGGCCCUUCUUGCAGAAGCCAGCUCAGGGAGCCCGCUGCACUGCCGUGGCCGGGUACCACGGUUAGGGAGACCUCCUUUGCCGAUGGGCAGGUGGAAGCACGGACGGGUUGAACUCCAUUUCAAGGUCACCAGGCUACUAAGCAAGUUCUGUCUGAAUCUACCAAACCCUACAGAUUUGGGAGGGAAGAGGGGGUAGCAAAGGGAGGGAAAGCAUCCAGGAAGGACUGGUGACUGGGCAGAGCAGGAGGAGCAGCUGAAAGUGGAGAAGCCACACUGGACUUGAGUAUCCCCAAGGACUUUCAGCCAGAGGGAUGAGCCAACACGUUCAUGAUCCCGCAAUGAAUUAUAGGACUUAAAGUGACUCAGGGACAUCUGUAUGCACUUGACUGAUCAGUAAAUAAUGAAGUAAAUAUAUCGAUUUCUGAAA